CUUAGUAGUCUUACAUGUUAGGAAAGACCAAGUUAAAUUUGUUGAGAUUUACUAAUAUUCUUGUAUUUUUCUUUAGUAUAGGUAAGAGAGAGGAAUUGUUUGAAAAUUUGGCUGUUGAAAUUGUUGUCAAAAUGGGUGAUGUUGGUGUCUCAGUUGCUAUUGGCCUUAUAAAAGUAGGAGUGUUCUUUUAUGAUGUUAUUUCCUAUCCUGUCUACGCCAUCCUACAGCGACCAUGGCAGAAACGCAGAGCCAUGAACAAAGACAGAGCAUAUACAGUUCCAACAUCAGAUGAUGAACUUUGCUACAGAGGAAUUCAGCCUGUCACAGAACUGCAGGUGGAGUUCAAGCGGAACAAAAUCACAACUCUGAGAGAAGCUCUGGACUAUGCAUUCAAAAAAUAUGCAGAGAAGAAGGCAUUGGGGACCAGAAAGAUAUUGAGCGAGUUUGAUGAAGUUCAGAAAAAUGGAAAAGUUUUCAAAAAGUACGACAUGGGCGACUAUUCAUGGAUCACUUACGCUGAGCUGGAUGAAAUGUCAUUGUGGUUUGGUCGUGGCUUGCGAGUUCUUGGCCAUGAACCCAAAGAAAAUCUGAUAAUUUUCUCAGAGACAAGGUAUGAGUGGCUGGUGUGUGCCGCUGGAGCCUUCAGACAAAGCGUUGCCAUGUGCACCCUCUAUGCCACCCUUGGAGAUGAUGCUGUAGUGCACGGCAUUAAUGAAACUGAGGUGCGUCACAUUGUUACUUCCCAUGAUCUGCUGCCUAAGCUGCGCACAAUCUUGCCUCUGUGCCCCAAAGUGACACGCGUCAUCUAUUUUGGUGAUCAACUGAAACCCACUGAUGUCACAGGGUACAAGGAAGGUGUCGUAUUCACCUCCUUCAAUGAAAUCCUUGACAAGGGCAAGAAAGCCGACUAUGCAGCCAUCAAAGACGUGCCCCCGGCUCCAUCGGACCCCGCGAUCAUCAUGUACACCAGCGGCAGCACCGGCAACCCAAAGGGCGUGAUCCUGAGUCACCAGAACCUGGUGGAGUCUGUGCUAGCGUACUCCAUUGUGAUGCAAGUCAGACCUAACGACGUCUACCUGGCAUAUCUCCCUCUCGCUCACGUGCUGGAACUCAUGGCAGAAACGAUCAUGUUGUUGUACGGGCUGCCCAUGGGCUACUCGACGCCCCUGACCAUGACGGACCGCUCGACUAAAGUGAAGCGAGGUACCCCAGGCGACGUGUCGGUCCUCAAGCCCACCCUCAUGCCAGCUGUGCCCCUCAUCCUGGACCGCAUCUACAAGGGCAUCCUCGAGAAGGUCGCUGCUCAGGGCAAGUUCAUCGAAGCUCUCUUCCAAUACGGCCUCGAGUACAAGAACAAGUGGUAUCGCCGCGGCUGGGGGACGCCCAUCUGCAACUGGUUCGUCUUCCGCAAGAUCCGCGCUCUGAUGGGCGGCCGCGUCCGCCUCAUCGCCGCUGGCGGGGCGCCGCUGCCACCCGACACACACGACUUCAUCAGGAGCGCGCUCGGCUGUCCCGUCCUGCAAGGCUACGGUCUGACCGAGUCUUGCGGAUGCGCGACGCUCAUGGACGUGGAAGACUUGAGCACAGGUCGCGUGGGCGCGCCGCUGUCCGUGUGUGACAUCAAAAUCGUCAACUGGGAAGAGGGCAACUACCGCUCCUCUGACAAGCCCAACCCCAGAGGGGAAGUUAUCAUUGGCGGGAACAACAUCGCUCUUGGCUAUUACAAGAACCCGGAGCAGACAGCGCAAGACUUCUACGAGAUGGACGGCAAGCGUUGGUUCAGGACUGGAGACAUCGGCGAGAUCGAGCGCGAUGGAUGCCUUAAAAUUAUCGACCGCAAGAAGGAUCUGGUCAAACUUCAGUUCGGCGAGUACGUCUCCCUCGGGAAGGUCGAGGCCGAGCUCAAGGUGAGCCCCCUGGUUGAGAACCUGUGCCUGUACGGCGACCCCAGCCGCAACAACACCGUGGCAAUCGUGUCGCCGUCGGUGCGAGCGCUGCGGGAGGUGGCGGCCAAGCUUGGCUUGCCUAACGACGCGUCCGUCGAGACGCUGUGUCAAGACCAGGGCGUGAAGGCAGCCGUGCUUGAGGAUCUUGCAGCCACGGCGAAGAAAGCCAAGCUGAUGCGUUUCGAGAUCCCUACGGCCGUGCACCUCACGCCCGACUUGUGGACGCCAGAUAGCGGCCUCGUCACGGCAGCUUUCAAGCUCAAGCGUCGCGCCGUCGAGUCGCGCUACCUCGACGACAUCCGCCGCAUGUACGCGUGACGUGACGUCCUCGUAUCUCUGUAGUGCGUCGCUCCCCACAAGUGUCGGGAGUGCGUCGCCGUCGAGAAAAGACACUCAAGAGUACCAAUGAAUUACUCCAAUGAUGUAUAAGAUUGUCUUGAAACUAUAGGGAUUUUUGUGAUUGGAGAACAAAUUUAUACAUGUCAAUAGUGUGUUAUUUAACAAUCUGCUAACUACGGUAUGUUGUUUAAUCACUGAACUGCCGUCGAAUGAAUACCGUUGAUGUCGUCAGUCGUCUUGGAAGUAAAUUCGGUUCGUCGCAUUUCAACAGGCUGCACGCAUGCCAACGUUUGUUUUGUGUGGCCCACCUUGAUUGGCUAGUGAACUUGGUGCAUUUGCAUUGCUCACUUUUUUGCUACUCAUAUACGGAUUUCUGCCCAGAUUUUUUAAGCGGCUGAUUUAUUAUGAUUCUGUUAGCCCUAUUUAGAAAGCGUGAAGAAUGCUGAUGUUUGUCUUUAGCGACGAAUAGUUACAUCAGAAGAUGAAUUGAUUGUAAUGGGGAUUGGAUGUAUAAUUUAUUCUCCCUAUUCCCAUUUUAGUCGCGUUAGUCUGUGUGAAGUACGUUGCUGUAGAAGUGGACCUGUAUGAAAGCAUUUCGUCACAAAUGUUUUAUUAUUUGCUAAACCAUUGCGCAAUUCUAUGCCAAGCUAAAUAGAUGGUUUUUGUCUCGUGAAGUUCCUCGUAUUCAUGUUGAACUCAUUCCAAUUUAGAAGUUAUUUCUAAGAUGCACAAUGAGUCGAUACAUGUUCGCUUUCAGUCUUUUUGUGCAUUGCUUUGGUAAGUUGGUCACGACGAAUGAAAUCUUCAUUUGCAACAAAUGACCACUGUCCCACUCACCAAAAAUUUCCGUAAAUAGUUUGUUUACUUACCUUAUUUAAUGAAUAAAUCCUGCCACCCUCAGACCUCAAAUCGAUUUUCGUUUGAAACAGAUCUUUCAUGAUGUUCAUGCUCGUUUGCUGUUUCUGUUGCUUGCGGGACACAAUGUUUACUCGCAUCUGUUUUGUGUUCAAUAUUUCUGACUAUUAAUCUAUCAGUUACUGAUUUUUUGCCAUGUUAGAACUCUAUCAGAUAGAUUCCGGUAAUUUUCUUAUCGUCUUGUUUAACUUUAUUAAUUUCUUCUGUGUCUCGUUAGAGUCUGAUAAAGUUUUGCUGAAACCUCUUGCUCGGGAGCUGGUAAUGUCGUCUCGUGGAACGUCUUACUUUAUCAUUAUCUCAGUUGUCCUGAAUGAUGUGUCCUACUAACUAAAUAAUUAUAUAAUAAGUUUCUUGCGUCUACAAUAACUUAUGUUUACGUUUUUUCUCUCAUUUAGUGCAUUUCAUUAUAUUUCUUUUAAGAUUUCUUCAUGUGCUAGUAGGUUUUUUGAUUAAAUUUUAGGUCUAAUUUGUGUGUGUGUGUUUGGCUCUGCUGGUUGCAUUGUCCAGCGUGGUUUUUCACUAACAGAUUUGUUGAAGGAUAUCAUCGGUGUAGACUUCUGGAGUGUCAGCACUUCACGAGAUGCUUACGAGCGAAUAUCUGGCGUACUUAUUUUCGAUCUUCUGAUUAUUUUUUAACAAUAGAUUUUAUUAAAUUUUCUGUAUACGCGGAGAUACGCUGAGUGCCGCUAUCUUUAGUUAGAAAUAUUGACGUUUUCCUCCUCGCUCAGUAUGCCUCUGUAUCGGGCCACGUGAAAUAAGCUUGUCUAUUUUUCCGUUGUUAACAGAAAAGGUAGCGUACCCGCGAAGUGAUAUGAAACUACAUUGCAUUUGAUGAUUUGGAUGGAAUGCACUUCAUUAGUGUAUGUUAAUAGUACCAAACCAUCUAACCUCUUCCUCAAAGUGAAACUAGUGAUUUAACUUUGUGUCAUUAUGUUAUCUUAUUUUGGCCAUGAUUUGUUAAUCUUAUUUAUGAUAAUACCUCCACAACUUUUUUUCAAGUUUUUAUAUAGAAUUUCCUUCCUUCAUUUCGUAAAAAAUGGAUAAUUGCGUUUCCUAGUAGCUCUGCUGACAUUGCUAAAGUAUUGCAGAAACUUAUUCGUCUUCAUCUUUUAGCUUGCUCUUCUGUGUCAUGGCCACGCCAGCGUCAUUUCAGCUCACAUUCACGAUAGUGUAAAUUUGCGUCAUUUGCACGCUAGCAUAAAUUUGUUCUAUCCUCACCUGACAUAAACUUGCUCCAUCGUCACGCACUGUCUUAAGGGUUAAAAUUUACGUUAUCUUUACCAUUCAGAAUAGCGUUUCUCAAAUAACACUUCAGUUUCUGCGCCGAUUCUAUGUAUUUAUUCCGCCACCUUCUUCCGUCAAUAGGCAAAACAAACAUGCGUCUGAGUAUGUCCCAUUUACUUUACUUCUUAUUUUCUAAGUGUUGUCUAGCUUGCAGUUUGGAAUGAGUUAGUUUUUUUCCGAACUCGUUCAGCGUCCUGUGCUAUUUCUCUAGUUAUAGUCGUGUUCUAGCGCCCAACAACGCUUGGUCAGUCCGUAAACAUGUUUACAAGGUACAAACUCCCACGUAUUUCAGUCGUUAUACCUGGAAGCUAAUCCUUGGCGGGUGAAAGUGUCCUUAUUUUAUUAGUUACAAUUUUAGGUCGUAUUUAUUUCAUCAACACUAGAGGCGUACGCUUACGUGCUUCGAUGGACUGCACACCUGCACGAAUUAUCAGCUGUAUGUGUGGGCGUGAGUAGGUUCACACAACCUGAGGGUGCAUUUGACAUCAAUGAUAACUAGAUAUGGCACCGCCAACGAAAUAAUAAAUGUAGUCAACAGGGCAUUAUUGUAGAUUUUUUCCAAUAUACUGUAAUAUCCGUGUGAAUGCGUGACCUAACUUUACUACAUGUUCGAAUGCAAAGGUGCGAGGGGUACUCUCGACAUUAAUGCGCAAACUUUGACUGUAGCAGGUGAUAAUUUGGGAUUCAUAUUCGUGUAUGGUGUGCCAUAUCGAAAAACGAGAUGUGUACGAGUGCGAUAAAAAAUGCGGUUAUGAUAACUUGCAACCCUAUGAUUAAUCGUCAACGUUUGUGCUGUUCGUGUUACUUGAUUCUAUUGAAGAAAUCUCAAUUGGUCCAGAAGCUUCUUCACAGCAAAUGACAAUUUGCUAUUAACCAGAUUGUCGAAAUGGAUGACAAAUUUUUCUGUAUUAAUAAAAACUGUAUCUGAUA
Messenger RNA from Hyalella azteca, 5414 nucleotides. It is a transcript of the gene Acsl, whose product is annotated as long-chain-fatty-acid--CoA ligase 4. Gene Ontology annotation, cellular component: plasma membrane; endoplasmic reticulum; lipid droplet. Gene Ontology annotation, biological process: long-chain fatty acid metabolic process; long-chain fatty-acyl-CoA metabolic process; neuron differentiation. NCBI's taxonomy places the organism in Eukaryota, Metazoa, Arthropoda, Malacostraca, Amphipoda, Hyalellidae. The coding region runs from base 15 to 2264 and encodes 749 amino acids. Gene Ontology annotation, molecular function: palmitoyl-CoA ligase activity. The record is from RefSeq and is a predicted model, not a curated record. The transcript has 13 exons.